Phaedon cochleariae (mustard beetle) is the source of this 5708-nucleotide messenger RNA. NCBI's taxonomy places the organism in Eukaryota, Metazoa, Arthropoda, Insecta, Coleoptera, Chrysomelidae. The record is from the annotation of a GenBank genome assembly.
CCUAAUGAUUAAGUCGAACCAUACAGAUAAAUUUCAUCAUAAAAUAAGAAUGUAACCUACAAAGAAGUUUGGUUAGAAUUUGGAGUGGUAUCACUAGUAUCUUCAACACCUCCAUAUGGGACUUCUCGUGGCGAAAGUUGUGUGCUGAGUCAACGUAUACGUUUCAUAAGGAUUUCCAUCUCAGAUUCUUUAUAAUCUUCAUAAAAUGGCUAUGAUAAUAACAUGUAAUAGAUCCAGUCCUCCUUUAGGGGGUCUGUUUGUUGUCGAAUAUGUUAAAAUUUUAAAGAAAGUUAAUUUCGAAAUUAUAUGGACUGAUGAGGCAGUGGAUAAUAAAUUCAGUAAUAGUAAUAAUUUAGCAAGAUCCAUUGCAAACUCUUUCAGCCCUGACCUACGAGGAUCUACUGUUACUGAAAUCACUGAGGUAGAUCAUUGGCUAAGCUUGUCAUUGGGACCCUUGAAUAAAAAGGGUGAAUUUGUUAGUGCCCUUGAUAUUUUGAAUAGAUCACUGGGACCUGUGACUUAUUUGGUUGGAAAAAGUCUCACAAUUGCAGAUUUUGUAGUGUUUUCAUCAUUAUAUGUGAGUAGGCAAUGGUCAGAGCAGCUAUCUUCUAAUUCAGCUCCAGUCAAUGUCCUGAGAUGGUAUAAUUUUAUGAAAGCCCAAAAUUGUGUACAGAACACACUCAAUUCUCUUCCUUCAGAAGUAGUUGCAAUUUUAAGUUCAGUAAAAACUAGUAGGCUAUCAGUUGAACCCUCUAAAACUAGUACUAGAGCUCAAGAAGGAAAAUUUGUAGAAUUACCAGGUGCAGAAAUGGGCAAGGUAGUUGUCAGAUUUCCACCUGAAGCUUCAGGCUUCCUACAUAUAGGACAUGCUAAAGCUGCAUUACUAAACCAAUAUUACCAAGAAGCCUUUCAAGGAAAAUUGAUUAUGAGAUUUGAUGAUACCAAUCCUGCCAAAGAAAAUGUCCACUUUGAAAAAGUUAUUUUAGAAGAUGUGGCAAUGUUACAAAUCAAGUAUGACAUGUUCACACAUACCUCACAGUACUUUGACUUGAUGUUGGAUUACUGUGAGAAACUUUUGAGAGAAGGGAAAGCUUAUGUUGAUGAUACUGAAGCAGAAACAAUGAAAGCACAAAGGGAACAGAGAAUUGAUUCAAUAAAUAGAAGCACCUCUGUUGAUGAAAAUUUGAAACUAUGGGAAGAAAUGAAGAAAGGCUCAGAAAAAGGACAGCAAUGUUGUGUGAGAGCAAAAAUUGAUAUGCAAUCUCCAAAUGGUUGCAUGAGGGAUCCAACUAUUUAUAGAUGCAAGAAUGAACCCCAUCCUAGAACAGGGGAUAAAUAUAAGGUGUACCCAACUUAUGAUUUUGCAUGUCCCAUAGUAGAUUCAAUUGAAGGAGUAACACACACACUCCGUACAAUGGAGUACCAUGAUAGGGAUCCACAAUUCUAUUGGUUUAUUGAAGCUUUAGGUUUGAGAAAACCUUAUAUCUGGGAAUACAGCAGGUUAUCCAUGACAAAUACAGUUUUGAGUAAGAGGAAGCUUACCUGGUUUGUUAAUGAAGGCUUGGUAGAUGGCUGGGAUGAUCCUAGAAUGCCUACUGUAAGAGGUGUUUUAAGAAGAGGAAUGACAGUACAAGGGUUGAAAGAAUUCAUUAUUGCACAAGGAUCUAGUCGUUCUGUAGUAUUUAUGGAAUGGGAUAAAAUCUGGGCAUUCAACAAAAAAGUAAUUGAUCCCAUAGCCCCACGAUAUACUGCUUUGGAAUUUUCGGAACCUGUGCCUGUGAUAGUUGAAGGUGCCAAACAAGAAUGUUUGACAGUGCCAAAGCAUCCCAAGAAUGCAGAAAUAGGUACAAAAGAAGUGUGGGUGGGGCCCAAAAUACUCAUUGAUUUAGUUGAUGCUGAAUGUCUCAAGGAAGGAGAAAACACUACCUUCAUCAACUGGGGUAACUUACUCAUAAAAAAAAUCAACAGGCAAAACGGUAAAAUCAUAAAUGUGGAAGCAAAAACAAACCUAGAAAAUAAGGAUUAUAAAAAAACUUUGAAAUUAACUUGGCUAGCUGAUGUAGAAAGUGUUCCAUUCACACCAGCUUGGUGUGUUUAUUUUGAUCAUAUCAUAAAUAAGGCUGUUCUUGGUAAAGAUGAGGAUUUCAAGCAAUAUAUUGGCCAUGAAACAAGGAGAGAAGUUCAAAUGUUGGGUGAUCCAGAACUGAGGAAUCUAAAAGCUGGAGAUAUUAUUCAGCUUCAAAGACGUGGAUUUUUCCGAGUCGAUGUUGCCUAUAGACCUGUUAGUGUGAAUACUUGUAAAGAACAACCAGUGAUCUUGUUCUCAAUACCUGAUGGGCAUGUAAAUGACAAUCCAUUAGGUAUUGCUGUCGCAGCUAAAUCUGCCCCAGUGCAGAAGGCUGCUGACAAAAAUCCGACUGUAAUUGCAUCGCAUGAAACUGCAUCAGAAAUCAAUGCGGAGAUAAUUAAACAAGGGGAUAUUGUUCGUAAGUUGAAGGAACAGAAAGCAGCCAAAGGUGAUAUUGACGUUGCCGUGAAAAAACUAUUGGCACUGAAAACGGACUACAAAAAUCUCACUAACACCGACUGGAAACCGGGUUGCGUUCCUUCUUCUGUUGGAUCAGUUCAGGAUGGUGGGGUUCUGAAUGAGAAAAUCGCUGCCCAAGGAGAUAAGGUUAGACAACUGAAAUCUCAGAAAGCCGAUAAAGCGACUAUUGAUGAUGCCGUUAAAUCUUUGCUAUCAUUGAAGGCAGAAUACAAAACACUUACUGGAAAAGACUGGACACCCGGGGCUCCCUCGCCAGCUAUUACUAGCCAGCAGACAAACCCAUCCCUGGAUGAAUCCACUAUCCUACAACGCAUAUCGGCACAGGGUGAGAAAGUUAGAGAUCUAAAAGCGAAAAAAGCUGAGAAAGCUGUGGUCGAGGCUGAAGUCAAAGUACUGCUGAGUCUCAAAUCAGACUACAAAAAUCUUACUGGAAAAGACUGGACACCUGGGACUUCCUCUCUGGCUAUUACUAAGCAGCAGAACAAUUCAUCCUUGGACGAAUCCACUAUUCUACAACGUAUAUCGGCACAGGGUGAGAAAGUCAGAGAUCUAAAAGCGAAAAAAGCUGAGAAAGCUGCGGUAGAGGCCGAAGUCAAAGUACUGCUAGGUCUCAAAUCGGACUACAAAAAUCUUACUGGAAAAGACUGGAUACCUGGGACUUCCUCUCUGGCUAUUAGUAAGCAGCAGACCAAUUCAUCCUUGGACGAAUCCACUAUUCUACAACGCAUAUCGGCACAGGGUGAGAAAGUGAGAGACCUAAAAGCGAAAAAAGCUGAGAAAGCUGCAGUCGAGGCUGAAGUCAAAAUACUUUUGGGUCUCAAGUCAGACUACAAAAAUCUUACUGGAAAAGAUUGGAAACCAGGCGCAGUUCCUAGUGCUCCUUCUGUCCAAGAGUCCCCUGCUACUCCGAUAUCAGUUGAUAACAGUGUUGUUGGAAAUGAUAAUUCUGAACAAGAAGUGUCAGUUCGGAUUUUGAAAUCAGCUAAAGCAGGUAAAGAAAAAACGAAAGUAGACAAAGAAUUGAAAGCCACUAUGAAACCCCUGGAUGCAACAAAUGUUUCUUCUGCUUCUGGAGACAAUUCUGGUAAAGAUGCUCUAACACUUAAGAUUACAGAGCAGGGCAAUAUAGUUAGAGAUUUGAAAGCAAAAAAAGCAAGCAAGGGAGAUAUUGACGAAGCAGUGAAGAUUCUACUCGAUCUGAAAGUCGAGUACAAAAAUCUAACAGGUACAGAUUUCCCAGUGCCAGGCAGAACUCCAACUAAACAAAAAGAAAGCAAAGCAACCGAAAAAACUGCCAAACCGAAAUCAGUUGUCAAUGAAAAGAAACCAGUUGUGGAUGAGAGUAGUGUUAAAAAACAGACCAGGCUCGGUCUGGAAGCUAAAAAGGAAGAAAAUCUUUCAGAUUGGUACUCUCAGGUCAUUACAAAAGGAGAAAUGAUUGAGUACUAUGAUGUAUCUGGUUGUUACAUUCUUCGGCCCUGGUCAUUUGCUGUUUGGGAGGCUCUCAGCAGUUGGUUCGAUGCUGAAAUAAAGAAACUCGGGGUGCAAAAUUGUUACUUCCCCAUUUUUGUAUCAAAAAGUGUGCUGGAAAAAGAGAAGUCGCAUAUAGCUGAUUUUGCCCCAGAGGUAGCUUGGGUCACGAGAUCUGGGGACUCAGAAAUGGCUGAGCCGAUUGCUGUCAGGCCUACUUCUGAAACUGUUAUGUACCCAGCUUAUGCAAAAUGGAUUCAGUCAUAUCGAGAUCUUCCUAUCAAACUUAACCAGUGGAAUAACGUUGUGAGAUGGGAGUUCAAGCAUCCACAGCCAUUCUUGCGAACGAGAGAAUUUUUGUGGCAAGAAGGUCACACUGCCUAUGCCUCGAAGGAAGAAGCCGAUGUUGAGGUCACAACAAUAUUGGGCAAGUUUUUUUCAUGUUUUCUAAUUUACCUCAAAGUUUUUAAUAUAAGAUACUAUUUGUAUGCAAAAAUAUACACAGAUUUGUUAGCAAUUCCGGUGGUGAAGGGCAGAAAAACUGAAAAAGAAAAAUUCGCCGGCGGUGACUACACCUUGACUGUAGAAGCUUUCGUAUCGGCUAGUGGUAGGGGAAUUCAGGGUGCAACCUCCCACCAUUUGGGGCAGAACUUUUCCAAAAUGUUCGAUAUAAUUUACGAAGAUCCCGAGACACAGGAAAAACGGUACUGCUUCCAGAACUCGUGGGGAUUUACAACAAGGACAGUAGGAGUGAUGAUAAUGGUGCAUGCUGAUAACCAAGGUCUAGUCCUACCACCAAGAGUGGCCUCCAUUCAAAUAGUUAUUGUCCCCUGUGGAAUCACGGCUGGGUUGUCUGAAAAAGCACGCGAUGAUUUACAAUCUUCGUGUGAUGCUUUAGAACGCGACUUGAGAGCUGCCAAUGUGAAAGUUAAAGGAGACUAUCGGUUGAACUAUUCUCCUGGCUGGAAGUUCAAUCACUGGGAAUUGAAGGGCGUUCCGAUUCGCAUAGAACUUGGGCCAAAAGAUAUUGAGAAGAAUCAACUAGUAGCAGUGAGGAGAGAUACUGGGGAAAAAAUAACAAUUUCCCGUGCUAAUGCUGUCCAGAAACUAGAGCAAUUAUUGGAAGACAUCCAAAACAGCUUAUUCCAAAAAGCAAAUAACGAUUUGGAAAGCCACAAAAUCAUCUUGACGGAUUGGUCUCGGUUCGGCCCCAGUUUGGAUAAGAAGAAUAUUAUCCUAGCUCCUUUCUGUGGCAACAGCAAUUGUGAAGAUAGAAUAAAAGCAGAGAGUGCGAGGGAUGAUGGAGAUAAUGCUGAACCAGGUGCACCAUCUAUGGGAGCAAAAUCUCUUUGCAUACCACUUGAACAACCUGCUGACAUAAAACCAACGGAUAAAUGCAUUCAUCCAGCAUGCACAAAUAAACCUUUAUACUAUACACUAUUUGGAAGGAGUUACUAAUUUAAUUUGUGAACAAUUAUUUAUAUUUGAUCAUAAUAAUUAUAAAUAACACAUAACAUUUUUUUGUGAAUUAUAGUAGCAUAUUAUUCACAAUUUUUCUUUUACUUUCUCUGCGGGUCCAACUUCUUUUUUCUGGUCUUCUUUGUCCUGUGGUUUUGGUUUCUCUUUGUUUUUUUCAAUUUCCUUAUCGAUUUUUUCAUGUUCUCUUCUACAUAAUUCUUUCAGUUCUUCC